Messenger RNA from Penicillium verhagenii, 318 nucleotides. RefSeq names its product DUF2406 domain-containing protein. The coding region runs from base 1 to 318 and encodes 105 amino acids. The record is from RefSeq and is a predicted model, not a curated record. The transcript is spliced from 3 exons. NCBI's taxonomy places the organism in Eukaryota, Fungi, Ascomycota, Eurotiomycetes, Eurotiales, Aspergillaceae.
AUGGGUUCAUCACGAUCCUCCAGUGAGCGUACUGGCUCAGUGCACUCGAUCGACUCGCCCAACAAGAGCAAGGUAUUACAAACCAAGGCCGAUCCCAACAUGGCCCUUCAUGAAGCACAGCCGAUGACCAUGGCCAUUAACGGAGACUAUAACCGACUCUCCCUUGGGAGCAUGCAACACAAGGACCGGGAGGGAAAGAUCAUUGCGGACCCUGAUCGUUGCAACCCAACCCGGAAUCGUAUGGAGCGCCCACUUGACACUAUUCGAUCUUUCCAGACGGCGAUUGAUACCCACCGGAAGCAGAAUUUCCAGAUGUGA